Molecule: messenger RNA, 1470 nt
Organism: Penicillium mononematosum
Lineage: Eukaryota; Fungi; Ascomycota; Eurotiomycetes; Eurotiales; Aspergillaceae
Exons: 4
Coding region: 1-1470 (489 amino acids)
Source: RefSeq, a predicted model, not a curated record
AUGCCGCUCCAAACUAGAAAGCCAAAAAAGGAUGGAAGAAAGAGGACGUACUCGCUGGUGUCCAAUAAUACAACCGUACAGGCGGGUCCUGUCACGACCCCUAAAACUGUCGAGAACAGCUCACCUUCACAACGGGCCAAUCGGUCAAGACAAGCCCUAAAUGCGCCUGCCGUUCCAGAGAACCCACCUCAGAAACCCGCAGAGCCCGCGAAGAUGCCUAACGUGUUCGAGUUCCUGGAAGAGAACGAAGAAUCUUCUUCAGACUCAUCGCUAUCGUCAUCGUCAUCCUCUGAGGCUGAAUCCGACGAGGAGCCGGAGCCUCCACGCCCUAUACAAACCACCACCAAGAUCCAGGCUCCAAAACCACGGGCAAAUACUGUGCCACACGGAGUGUUGGCUCCAGGAGGCAACACACCCCCGAGUAAAAUCACACAAGCACCUGCAGUGGUAUCCAAAAGUCCAAAAGAACCACGAAAACCCGCGCCGGCACCCGCACCUUCUACAGACAAUCAGUUAGUCACGCGGAAGAGACAACUCACCAGAAAGCCGAGCCCGAUCUCGACUGAAGUCAUCUCCCCAGGCAAAGGCCAACUAGAAUUGUCCCGACCACAGACCUACCAUGGCCCAUCACGAGACAGCGGUGCUGUCCACAGACCACCGCUCCCACCAUCACCGCCUAGAAGUCCAGAAGAUAGCAUUCACCGCACCACUCCGACAAAGAGACGAGACUCCAAUGCGUCGCAAGAGCUAUCCGGAUACGGGCUUCUAGCUUCGCACCUAACCAAGUCCGCCUCAGAAGACAGCGGAGGCUUCCCUCCGCUCUACCGACGCUUCGAGACCAUGAACCACCGCGUUUUGCUCCACCUCCAAGACGAGAUCUCCCAAAUGGAAGAAGAUCUCCACACCCUGGAUGAGUAUGAGGAAAUGCACCGGGUCAGCACAGCCGAGCAUGAAGGCGUGAAGCCCCUACCGGCUUCACGACGGCGGGACGCCCAGUCCCAGGCUUAUUCGUCUUUGCACUACCGCCGCAUGGAUCUCAUGAAUGCUUUGAUCCACAAGACGGAACAAUACAACAACGCCCUCAGCGCCUACAGCAAAGUCCUACAAACGCUCCCGCGGGCCUCGGAACAGGAGAUCACGGGCUACCGCAGCUGGAUGAGAGAAAAACAAGCCCGUCGCUGGUAUCUAGUCUCCCUCACUCCACGACUGGCUGCUUCUGCCGCCGCAGCACCCGUCUACAUCGCCAUCAUCAUCGCAUCUGGUGCGCUCCUGCUUCCAUUAUUGGCGUUCAGCCUUAUAGCGGAGUUCUCCGGUCGUCUUGUCGUUGUGACGGUUGUUGGCGGUGCCGCGGCGGCUAUUGCGGCGAAUUAUUCGGCUGGUAUUGAUACGCUGGUCGACUCGAGGGAUGGUUGGCGCUGUGCUACGAUAUAUUUUGGGUUUAUGACUAUGGCUGCUAUGUUCAUUCCCUAG